Leucoraja erinaceus (little skate) is the source of this 5452-nucleotide messenger RNA. RefSeq names its product cerebral endothelial cell adhesion molecule (gene cercam). Bases 103 to 1893 code for a protein of 596 amino acids. The transcript is spliced from 13 exons. The record is from RefSeq and is a predicted model, not a curated record. NCBI's taxonomy places the organism in Eukaryota, Metazoa, Chordata, Chondrichthyes, Rajiformes, Rajidae.
CCGUCCCGUCCCGUCCCGUCCUGUCCUGUCCCACCCCGCCUGCUGACGCGUCGGACCGAGCUCCCGGGCAGCGGGCUUGUUGCGGAGAGCAGUCGCCGAAGGAUGGGGCCGACGUGGGCUCUGCUCCUCGCCCUGCUCUCACGACCCCCGGCCGCCGCCGCUUACUUCUCCGAGGAGAGGCAGCCGGGCGAGUCGCCGCUGCAAAGCCCCACCGUGCUGGUAGCGAUCAUCGCCAGGAACACGGCUCACACCCUGCCCUACUACUUGGGCGCCCUGGAGAGACUGGACUACCCGAAGGACAGGAUCUCGAUCUGGGCAGCAACUGAUCACAAUGUGGACAAUACAACUGCCAUCCUGAGAGAGUGGCUGACCAGCGUCCAGAGGUUAUACCACUACGUAGAGUGGAGGCCGAUGGAGGAGCCAAGAUCCUACCCAAAUGAAAUGGGCCCCAAGCACUGGACCCGAACCAGGUUUGAAUACAUCAUGAAGCUGAAGCAAGCUGCACUCAAAUCUGCCAGGAAACAGUGGGCUGAUUACAUCCUGUACGUGGACACAGAUAAUAUUCUGACUGACAACCAAACACUCAACUUGCUGAUGGCAGAGAACAAGACCGUGAUCGCCCCACUACUGAUCUCGCAGGCAGCUUACUCCAACUUCUGGUGUGGGAUCACUCCUCAGGGGUAUUACCGCCGGACAGCAGAGUACUUCCCCACGCGACACCGCCAGAGAUUAGGCUGCUUUGCCGUGCCCAUGGUGCACUCCACCUUCCUGAUCGACCUGCGCAAGGAGGCGACACAGGGCCUGGCCUUCUACCCCCCGCACCCGGACUUCUCCUGGGCCUUCGACGACAUCAUCGUGUUUGCGUUUUCCUGUCGUGCCUCAGAGGUCCAGAUGUAUGUGUGCAAUAAAGAGCAAUAUGGUUUCAUCAACAUUCCCGGCAAGCCCCAGAGCACACUGGAAGAUGACAACCAGAACUUCAUCCAUCUUAUGUUGGACGCAAUGAUUACCGGGCCCCCGAUGGCCCCAUCGCAGUUCAUCCACCUCCCACCUAAGUUUCCAGAUAAGAUGGACUUUGACGAGGUUUAUCUGAUAAACCUCAAGCGACGUCCGGACAGACGGGAGAGGAUGAUGCAGGCGCUGUACGAGCAGGAGAUCAACUACAAGAUAAUAGAUGCCGUGGACGGGAGUGCUUUCAAUAGUAGUACGUUAAAUGAGAUGGGGAUUAGCAUGUUGCCUGGAUAUUUUGACCCAUACUCUGGCAGGACUUUGACCAAGGGAGAAAUUGGAUGUUUCCUUAGCCAUUAUUCCAUCUGGAAAGAGGUUGUGGAUCGAAAGCUGAACAAAGCUGUGGUCUUCGAAGAUGAUGUGAGGUUUGAGGGUCACUUUAAGAGGAAGCUGACAAGACUACUAAGUGACAUCGAGGAUGUCGCUUUAGAAUGGGACCUCAUCUACCUUGGUCGUAAACUGGUCAAUCCCGGCCAGGAGGAGGCCAUUCCAGGUGUCCGUAACUUAGUAGUGGCCGAGUAUUCUUACUGGACGCUGGCCUACGCCAUCUCACUGCAGGGGGCCGAGAAACUGGUCAACUCUCAGCCACUGACAAAGAUGCUGCCUGUGGAUGAAUUCCUCCCUAUAAUGUACGACAAGCACAUCAAUGAGGAAUACAAGGAGCUUUACCCCAAACGGGACCUGCUGGCUUUAUCCGUCAACCCUCUCCUGGUGUUCCCCACCCACUACACUGGAGAGCCCGGAUGGUUCAGCGACACGGAAAGCUCCACCAUUUGGGAUGACGACUUGGUGAAGACGGAUUGGAGCGGCUCUCAGAAAACAGUGAAGGCCUCACAGACAGGAACCUCACAUCAGUCCUUUGGAUCUGCCUCAAGGGAUGAACUGUAAUCAGCGUCAAUGUAAGAAGGUGAACGUUCUCAGGAAGUUGGUGUUUCGGACCGACAGAACUGCCAAACAUUAAACAAAGAUCGGCCAGCUGCAAUGUUGCGGACUUCUUUCAAAGUUCACCUGCCAAAGACAGGCCAGCCAACCAGUUAGAGGAACCUGGACGACGAGCAACAUGGUUCUGUUCCGUCUCAGGCCUUCACCUGUGUGUAGUGUGAAGGUGGUACCCACUGCCCAAAAGGCAAAUCACUGACUUAAACGCAAAAUAAUCCAGCUCAUCAACAAGAAACAUAAAAUAUUGUGCAGAUAGAUUUUUCAACAUUUCUGAACCGCAAAAAACAAUUUACGAUCUGCUCUUUAUUGAUAUGCACCCAAUAUGUAGUCAGCAAUGUUAAUAAUGCCAGUGCUUCAAACAGAAUGUUUUAGAACUUCCUGCUGGUCCUGUGUGCGUCCACAAUGCUGAGACGCAGCACACUGUGUAAGCUUAGAGAGGAUUGGUACCCUAGUUGAGAUCACGAGAUUGUAUACCAGGGAAAGUGAGCGUAACAUCAAGUCGAUGCAGAAUGGACUAAGCAGCUUCCUUCUGUGUUAUAUCAUUUAAUUAUUCUGUGAAUUUCAGCCUGCAACUCUUUGAAACUCCUCGGUAGGUAAAAAGCAAGGCAAAAGAUGCUGUAAAUUGCUGGAGAUCAUAAGGUCAUAAGUGAUAGGAGCAGAAUUAGGCCAUUCGGCCCAUCUACACAAUUUUUCCCUUCUAACCACAUUCUCCUGCCUUCUCCCCAUAACCCCCAACACCCACACUAAUCAAGAUUCCAUCUGUCUGCUGUAAAAAUAUCUAUUGACUUGACCUGCACAACUUUUGGUGGCAAAGAAUUCUAGAUUCACCACCCUCUGACUAAAGAAAUUCCUCCUCAUCUCCUUCCUAAAGGAACGUCUUUUAAUUUUGAGGCUAUGACCUCUAGUCCUAGACUCUCCCACUAGUGGAAAAACCCUCUCCACAUCCACUCUAUCCAAGCCUUUCACUAUCCGGGAAGAUCAUACCUCUAAAUAAACAUACCCUCACUUCAUGAUUUCCUAAUGGCUGUCUCCUGCUGUGAUAGUAAUCUGUAGAAACAGAGGUUUGUGGAUUAUUUGAUGGCAGCUGCUGAGGACUGGGAUGAAAUCACUGUGCAGACACUGGGAGAGAUCAGUUCCUUUAUGAUCGAGUCCCACCAAGCCUACUGGAAAUGUUUCUUGUAAAUUGCAAAGGAAGCUCAUAGGGAAUUAACAGCCAAUGUGAGACUAUUCCAGACUAUUGUAAGUCCAGUGGCCCAUGGCCUAGAUGUUUGAAGAACAAACAAUGGAAUGAUUCAAUAGUGAACGGCUUGGAUAGAGUGGAUGUGGAGAGGAUGUUCCCACUAGUGGGAGAGUCUAGGACUAGAGAUCAUAGUUUUAGAAUUAAAGGACGUUCUUUUAGGAAGGAGAUUAAAUUAAAUUUCUUUAGUCAGAGUGUGGUGAAUCUGUGCAAUUCUUUGCUGCCAGAAGGCUGUAGAGGCCAAGUCAGUGGAUAUUUUUAAGGCAGAGAUAGAUAGAUUUUUGAUUAGUACAGGUGUCAGAGGUUAUGGGGAGAAGGCAGAAGAAUGAGGUUAGGAGGGGGAGAUAGAUCAGCCAUGAUUGAAUGGCAAAGUCUGAAGAAGGGUUUCGGCCCGAAACAUUGCCUAUUUCCUUUGCUCCAUAGAUGCUGCUGCACCCGCUGAGUUUCUCCAGCAUUUUUGUGUACCUUCGAUUUUCCAGCAUCUACAGUUCCUUCUUAAACACGGUAGAGUAGACUUGAUGGGCCAGAUGGUCUAGUUUUGCUCCUGUCACUUAUGACCUUAUGACCAAAUUCGUAGCUCAUUUUAGAAUAGCAAACCAACCUCUAUUCACUAUCUUUGGUGGGGAGGAUGGACAGUUCAAAAUGUUUUGCUAAAAAUGUUUUACCCAACUUCACAAGUGUUUAUUUGCCAUAUGAAGAGAACAAUAACAUACUUAGUUGCUGCAGCUUUACAGGCACGUUAGAGGCAAUAAUAACGAUAUACAAUAAAUUAUCGAUUAAUGUUAGUGCAAAAAACAAAAUACAUAGAGCAACCAUAGUAAUGCAAAGUGUGUAGUGCUUCGGUGCUGAGGUAGGGUUGUGGUUAAGGUUGUGCAGAGUGGUUCAAGAACCUGAUGGUUGAUGGAAAGAAACUGUUCUUAAACCUGGAGGUUAAGGUUCUCAGGCUUCUGUACCCUCUUCCUGAUGGUAGCAACAAAAUGAGAGCAUGGUCAGGAUGCUAUGGAUCUUUGAUGAUGUUAACUGCCUUCUUGAUUCCUGUGGAUCCCUUCAAUGAUGAGAAGGACAAUGCCUGUGAUGGACCGGGCAAUGUCCAUCACUUUGUGCAAUCCGAUCAUUCUUUAGCGCCUGAGUAACGGAACAAGGACGUGAUGCAUACAGUCAAUAUGCUCUCUACUGCACAACUGUAGAAAUCCAAUAGGGUAUUUGCCAAUGUGCUGGAUCUCUUCAAACUUCUGAGGAAGUAGAGGCAUUGUUGAGCUUUCUUUGUGAUUGCAUCAAUGUUCUGGGCGAAGUGAUGUGUACGCCCAGGAAUGAACCAUACACCUAUCUAAAUUGGAAGGAUGGCAGACAUAUGUAUGCCCCAUUGGGUUUUUUUCUCUCCUGAAUGUAAAAACAAAUGUCUGAUCUUUCCAGCUAAGUUCACAAAAUUGACUUCCCACUAUGAAGGUUUUUUUAUUUAAAUUUCCUUCUGUUGAGAAAUACUUGGAGGUUCAAGGCUCGAGUUCUAAGGCUGGAGAUACUGUGGCUUUUUACCUUUAAAGAGGGCUCAUAGAGUUGAGGAGUAGAGGAAGGGUGAGCCUGAAGCACCAGUUCGGGACGAACCUUUACAGUGGGUGCCGAUAUGCAGGUUCAUAAUGAAAUAGACAAACUCAAGGCUGAUGUCAGGAAGACCAACUUUACAGAGCAGAAAAGCUGACAGAAUGAAAUCUGGGGAUCAACACCCAGGGACAGGUAUCUGCUAAAAUGUGCCAACAGAAGGACAGGUGUUUACUAAAAUGGACCUACAGGAGCAUGUGUAGUUUUCUCAUCAAAGCGAGGUAGAAUUGGCAGCAAGUGGCCUCCUCCUCUGUGCCUACCUUGUGACUCAAGUGCUGGAUUCAACUGUGCCUUUUAGAACCUAGAAUUGUAACCGGGCAAAGGUUUCUCUGCUCUUGCACUAGUGGCUUCAAUCUUAGUCACUCUUUGUCUACCAAUAAAUGCACAGCACUUCAUGUUGCUUUUUAUUUAAACAACCAACAUACUAUGGAGGCAAAGUGGGAGCAGAGAGCCAAAGUCUACUCUUCUGGUCAAGAUAUUGUAAUAAUCAGUAAUGCUGUCUUGCAGAUCUCUUUGUAUACUGCAUUUCACUGCAAACAUGUAGAAAUGUCUGACUUGCAUUGGGAGCAUUUCCUUAGGAUGGAUCAAUGUUGUACCACAAAUUGAUAUUUUCGUCACCGCUCUUUACACUGUUCAGCUGGUCUGAGUUUUUAAAAAAGAUCGUUGUGAAUUAAA